AUGGUCCGUCUCACCACCGAACUGUUCGCCGAUCGUCCGCAAUUCGUCAACUCGAUCAACAUGCGAGAGAUCAAUUUGCGCGGCCAGAAAAUUCCAGCGAUCGAGAAUAUGGGUGUGACGAGGGAUCAGUUCGAUGUCAUCGAUUUCACCGACAACGAUAUUCGAAAAUUGGACAAUUUUCCGACGUUCACUCGUCUCGAUACCCUGUAUUUGCACAAUAAUCGCAUCAACUACAUCGCUCCCGACAUCGCCACAAAGCUCCCGAAUCUCAAAACGCUCGCUCUCACCAACAACAAUCUCUGCGAACUCGGAGACAUCGAGCCACUCGCAGAAUGCAAAAAGCUGGAAUUCGUGACGUUCAUCGGCAACCCACUCACUCACAAAGAGAACUACCGACUGUACAUCAUCUACAAGCUUCCAUCAGUUCGAGUGAUCGAUUUCAAUCGUGUCCGAAUGAUAGAACGGGAUUCAGCGAAGAAGAUGUUCAAAGGAAAGAGUGGAAAGAAGGCGAGAGACGCGAUUCAGAAGAGUGUGCAUACGGAGGAUCCAUCGGAAGUUGAAGCGUCGUCUGGAGCAUCUUCUGGAGGUCAGAAGCUCACUGACGAGGAUAGGGACAAGAUCAAAGAGGCCAUCAGAAAUGCCAAAUCCCUCUCUGAAGUCAACUAUCUUCAGUCGAUUCUGGCUUCUGGAAAGAUUCCAGAGAAAGGAUGGAAUCGUCAAAUGGACCUGAAUAGUGUCGAGGAGGCGAUGAUGGAGGCUUAG
Caenorhabditis briggsae is the source of this 762-nucleotide messenger RNA. RefSeq names its product Protein CBR-MOG-2 (gene Cbr-mog-2). Gene Ontology annotation, molecular function: U2 snRNA binding; protein binding. Gene Ontology annotation, biological process: mRNA splicing, via spliceosome. The transcript has 2 exons. The coding region runs from base 1 to 762 and encodes 253 amino acids. The record is from RefSeq and is a predicted model, not a curated record. NCBI's taxonomy places the organism in Eukaryota, Metazoa, Nematoda, Chromadorea, Rhabditida, Rhabditidae. Gene Ontology annotation, cellular component: U2 snRNP.